Molecule: messenger RNA, 2186 nt
Organism: Coregonus clupeaformis (lake whitefish)
Lineage: Eukaryota; Metazoa; Chordata; Actinopteri; Salmoniformes; Salmonidae
Product: surface protein
Exons: 18
Coding region: 210-1868 (552 amino acids)
Biological process (GO): positive regulation of lymphocyte migration; integrin-mediated signaling pathway; heterotypic cell-cell adhesion
Cellular component (GO): membrane
Molecular function (GO): integrin binding involved in cell-matrix adhesion
Source: RefSeq, a predicted model, not a curated record
CCUGGCCUGCUGAUCUGCCUGGCCUGCUGAUAGUGUAUGAACUGACCUGAGUUCCCCCUCAUCUCAGUCCUCAGUUCCCCUGGAGCUCUUGCAGACGGCAGACUACAGACACAGGAGACUAUCACAGUCACAGGAGACGAUCACAGUCACAGGAGACUAUCACAGUCACAGGAGACUAUCACAGUCACAGGAGACUACUGAAGAGGACUAUGGAGCGCCUGCAAUAUUAUCACUGUCUACUCUCCUACCUUCUGCUGGCUCUUAGAGAUCCUGCACUCUGUGCCAAAGAGAUCACUGUGACCCCAGCCAAACCCAUUGUCAAGCUGGGAGAUGCUGUGACCUUGACCUGUGAGACAACCUGUCCCCAAGGCAGACCACGCUGGAUGGAACUAGAUGAGAGCGAUGCCACUGUGAAUACCACAGAAAACAGAAGUGAUCUACAUAUUGCAGAUGUACAACUGAAUCACGAGGGAAAGUAUACCUGCACAGCAGCAAAAUGUAGAACACAGAAGAAGGAAACAAUCCAGCUCAGAGUUUACACUCUCCCGGUGCCUGUCCUGUCCACGGUGCCAAAGAACCCUGUGUCUGGUCAACCUUUUGAGGUGAAAUGCACACUGACAAAAGUCUUCCACAGAGAUUGUGACCACUUUGAGAUGCAUCUCUUCCACCGUGAGAAGAUUGAAGCAGAACUCUCCAAAAACUGUGAUGAUGGCAGAUUUUGUGACUACACGCAGUCUUCUAAGGAUCAGAUGGGCACAGGCAACACAGAUUAUCAGUGUGAAGCAAAGCUUACUAUUGGCCCUCAGACCUUUCUUGAAAAGGCUUUUCUUACCAUACAUUUCCAAGAUGAUGCCGAUGAAGACGAUGAUGAUCCCAGAAGCACUGUCAUGUCUUUUAUUCCUUUGUCAGUUGGACCCGUGGAAACACAAACGCCAGAACUUGUAAAUAAGGAAGGUGAAGGUCAAGAUGAUGCCGAUGGAGACGAUGAUGAUCCCAGAAGCACUGUCAUGUCUCUUACUACUUUGUCAGUUGGACCCGUGGAAACACAAACGACAGAACCUGUAAAUAAGGAAGGUGAAGGUCAAGAUGAUGCCGAUGGAGACGAUGAUGAUCCCAGAAGCACUGUCAUGUCUCUUACUACUUUGUCAGUUGGACCCGUGGAAACACAAACGACAGAACCUGUAAAUAAGGAAGGUGAAGGUCAAGAUGAUGCCGAUGGAGACGAUGAUGAUCCCAGAAGCACUGUCAUGUCUCUUAUUACUUUGUCAGUUGGACCCGUGGAAACAGAAACGUCAGAACCUGUAAAUAAGGAAGGUGAAGGUCAAGAUGAUGCCGAUGAAGAUGAUGAUGAUCCCAGAAGCACUGUCAUGUCUCUUACUACUUUGUCAGUUGGACCCGUGGAAACACAAACGUCAGAACCUGUAAAUAAGGAAGGUGAAGGUCAAGAUGAUGCCGAUGGAGACGAUGAUGAUCCCAGAAGCACUGUCAUGUCUCUUACUACUUUGUCAGUUGGACCCGUGGAAACACAAACGUCAGAACCUGUAAAUAAGGAAGGUGAAGGUCAAGAUGAUGCCGAUGAAGAUGAUGAUGAUCCCAGAAGCAUUGUCAUGUCUCUUAUUCCUUUGUCAGUUGGACCCGUGGAAACACAAACGUCAGAACCUGUAAAUAAGGAAGGUGAAGGUCAAGCUCUUCAUCAGUGUGAUGAUGGUUUGACUGUGUUCUCCAGCAGUGGAGGCCUCCAGCGCCAUCACCACGGCCAUGGCAGCACUGGGCUCCACAGUGGGAUCCCUAGCCUCUCUCUGCUUCCUGGGCUUCCUGGCUCGCCUAAUCAAACAGAGGAAACGCAAUUCGCCCCCCAGUGGUCCUGAGAACCACCCUGAUGGCUGCUGACCAACAUGGCAUCAGCUUCAUCUUAUGUUCUCAAGCUUUUUUUGUCCAAUGUAGGACUCUAGCCUGCCUACAUGCAACUUCCCUAUAACAACUCAAAUGUAAUGUAUACUGAAUCUUAUCUUCUCAUGCACUGCCUGCUGUAUAAAUCUGUAAAGACCCUAGCAAUUAAAAUGAAAGCAAAAAUGUAUCCUACAAAGAAUAAUUUACUGGAAAAAUGCAAAGAAGAACAGUCAAACAGAAACAUUGUAUGCUGUCUGAUUAAUAUCAUAUGCUCAUAAUAAACCUCUGAGAGCCAG